UUGGCGAAACGAUUUAGCAUGCAACUAAACAUGGGCAGUCACCUCUUUCACACCACACACUCUGCCUUCUGAUUUGGUACAUUGGGUCUUGGGCAAAACGUAUGCUGCAGAAAUUAUGAAGAUGAAGAUGUUCAGCCUCAUUUUAUGACAGGCUACUCGUACAGUACCUUAUCCUUGUACUUUUAGCCGGGGUCAAAAAUUGCGGAGAGACACGGAGGCAAAUAAUGGAGGAGGCCCUCUUCCGAUGCUCGCAUCCGAGAGCGUAACACUUCACGAGCAAUGUCUUUAUCCGACUGCGAAUUUAUUUUCUCACUUCAUAUAUCUCUACGUUACUUGGGUUCAAAACAGAGCGUCCUUCCUGUCUCCAGACUGAUACUCUACUAGACACCGUCGCAGCUCGAGUCCACCCCGUCUCAUCGCCGCACCUCCCUCGAUCCACUGAAGCACCUCCGCCAUGGCGAACGCCCGAGGUCUCAAGCAGAUCCUCUCGAAACAGCCCACCGACGUGGUCAUUCUCUCCUCCCUCCGAACACCUGUCACGCGAGCCGGAAAAGGCGGCUUUCGCAAUGCCUUCGACCAUGAGCUUCUCUCUCACGUCCUGCGCGCCACUCUCGCCGCCAACCCCAACCUAGACCCUGCCAAAAUUGACGACGUCGCUGUGGGCGUCGUACUCGCUGAGCUGGGUGGAUCAAAAGCUGCACGUAUGGGACAACUACAUGCUGGGUUCCACGAGACCACACCCCUGCAUACGGUCAACCGAGCCUGCAGUUCAGGGCUACAGGCCGUCACAAAUAUCGCCAGCAUGAUCACAACUGGACAAAUUAAUGUGGGCGUGGGUGCUGGAAUGGAAAGCAUGACUCGCAAUUACGGCAGCAAGGCCAUUCCGACCCUACUGUGGGACGAGGUAAAGAACAGCCCCAACGACAAUGUCCGGGAUUGCAUCAUGCCCAUGGGCCUUACGAGUGAGAAUGUGGCGAAACGAUACGGUGUGAGUCGAGAUGACCAGGACGCUUUUGCUGCAGAGUCGCACCUCAAAGCCUCCAAGGCUCAAAAGGCCGGACUGUUUGACUCUGAGAUUGUGCCAGUAAAGGUCAAGCAGACAGAGCCCGAACAUCCUGAUGUCUCCACAGAGGUUGUGGUAGACAAGGACGACGGUAUCCGACACGAUGCCAGCAUGGAGAAAAUGGCCAAGCUAAAACCCGCAUUUUCCAAAGAUGGCUCAUCAACAGCUGGUAAUUCAUCACAAGUCUCCGACGGAGCAGCCGCUACCCUGAUGAUGCGACGAUCCACAGCAACGGAACUCGGUUUGGACAAGAGCAUUAUUGGAAAGUGGGCUGGUACUCAAGUUGCGGGAUGCAGACCGGACGAAAUGGGUAUUGGACCUGCGAUCGCAAUCCCGAGACUGCUCGAAUACACGGGUACAAAGACAGAAGACGUGAGCAUCUGGGAAGUCAAUGAAGCAUUUGCCAGCCAAGCCAUAUAUUGCAUCCGUAAACUGGGUCUAGACAUGGACAAGGUCAACCCCAGGGGUGGCGCGAUAGCACUUGGCCAUCCAUUGGGGAUGACAGGUACACGACAACUGGCGACUUUGAUGCCGCAGCUAAACCCAGGUGAGCUGGGAGUUGUGAGUAUGUGUAUUGGUACCGGAAUGGGCAUGGCUGGUUUGUUCGUCAGGGAGUAGACGUCUUCAGACCUGUCGUUAUGGUCAUUUUAUAAAUUUAUAGCAUUGGCA
Messenger RNA from Exophiala viscosa, 1732 nucleotides. Its product is annotated as acetyl-CoA acyltransferase. The transcript has a single exon. Gene Ontology annotation, cellular component: peroxisome. Gene Ontology annotation, biological process: phenylacetate catabolic process; fatty acid beta-oxidation. The coding region runs from base 455 to 1681 and encodes 408 amino acids. NCBI's taxonomy places the organism in Eukaryota, Fungi, Ascomycota, Eurotiomycetes, Chaetothyriales, Herpotrichiellaceae. Gene Ontology annotation, molecular function: acetyl-CoA C-acyltransferase activity. The record is from RefSeq and is a predicted model, not a curated record.